AUGCGGCAAUGCCAGCGCUUGUCCUGCCGAUUGAUCGCCACCAGAAGCAAGAGCUCGAUCACAUUGCGGCAGGAGCAAGAAUUCGUCCAGCUAGUGCGUUCUUGCACCGCUUCCAGGGAUAUUUCGCGCGGGCGGCGCGUGCACGCCCAGAUCUGGAGCCAUGGCCUCUCCACCGACGUCUUCCUCUGCAAUGCGCUGCUCCACAUGUAUGGCGAAUGCGGCAGCGUCGGCGAGGCCCGGGAGAUCUUCGACGGCAUGGACGAUCACAGCAAGAACAGGUUCUCCUGGAUCACAAUGCUCACCGUCUACGCGCACAACGGGAGGCCCUGGGACGCCAAGAAUCUCUUCGAUCGCAUCCCCGGCGGAAGAGAUUCCGUGGCGUGGAGUUGCCUUAUCGGCGCAUUUGUCAAGAUCGGGGAUCUUGAGCACGCAAGGCGUGUCUUUGAUCUCCUCCCGCGCUGGACAGUCGUCACAUCCACGGCAAUCCUCGUGGCGCUGGCGAAGCGUGGCAAGGCCGAGAACGCCAGAGCGAUGUUCUUGGCGAUGCCGGAGAGAGAUCUCGUAGCGCAAGCAAUGUUCUUCCGGAUGCCAGCCAGGAACUUCGUCUCCUGGAACGCGAUCAUCGACGGAUGCGCGCAGGGCCAGGAUGAAGCGCUGGCCAAGAAGGUGUUCGAUUCGAUGCCCCAGCGAGAGGUGGUGUCAUGGACGGCGAUGGUAGCAACAUAUAGCCAGAGCGGGCGAUUGGAGGAAGCGCAAGCUCUCCUCUCCAAGAUGCCAGCCUUGAACAUCGUCUCUUGGAACGUGAUGAUCCAGGCGUUCGCGGACAAUCUCCUGGUGGAGGAGGCCAAGGAGCGCUUCGAUCGAGCGCCCGAGCACGACUUCGUGUCUUGGAACGCGAUCAUCACGGCCUACGCGCAGACCAGCCAGAUCUUCCUCGCGAGAGCGGCCUUCGAUCGAAUGCCCCAGCGCGACGUGGUAUCCUGGGCGACGAUGAUCCAGUCGUAUGCCCAGGAGGGGCAGCCCAGCAUGGAUCAGGCGAAGGAGAUAUUCGACAGGGCGCCGCAGAGGAACGUCGUCUCCUGGAACGUGAUGAUCACGGGCUACUCGGCGAGCGGCCGGAUCAAGCAGUCCCGGGGGCUGUUUGAGAGGAUGCCAAUGUGGAAUCUCAUCUCCUGGACGAACGUGAUCGUGGCGUGCACGGUGGCCGGCGAGAUCGACGCCGCCAGGAGGGAAUUCGCCGCCAUCCCGGAUCAAGCCACCGACCUCCAGUGCUCCACCUCGAUGCUCUCCGCGAAUGCCAGCGACGGGCAGCUCGAUAGAGCCAAGGCUGUCUUCGACACGAUGCCGCAGAAGGACGUGAUCUCCUGGGCGGCGCUUGUCGCCGGCUACCUCCAGAACCAGCAGCUCGCGGAGGCCAAGCGCGUCUUCGAUCGGAUGCCCGCCACCAAUGCCGUGUGCUGCAACACGGUGAUGGCCUCCUUCGCCAGCGCCGAUCGGAUGCCCGAGACGCGAUCGCUCUUCGACCGGAUGCCCGAGAGGACGCUCGCCUCCUGGUCGACGAUGCUGGGCGGCUAUGCCCAGUCGGGGCACACCGCCUCCGCCAAGAGCUUCUUCGAUCGAAUGCCGCAGAGGGACGUGAUCGCCUGGAACUGCAUUGUGGUGUCCUACGCUCGCAAUGGUCACGUCCGCGAGGCCCGCGCGAUCUUCUCCGCCAUGCCCGAGCACGACGAGGUCUCCUGGACAGUGGCGAUCGCGGCGUGCGCUCACAAUGGCUACCUCGAGCAGGGGCUGGAGCUCCUGAGCUACAUGCUCCUGGCAGGGAUCUCUCCCGACGACGUGACUUUCCUCUCGAUCCUCGCGGGUUGCAGCCAUCUCGGGGAGCUCUCCAGGGGGGGAGAGUUCUUCCGGAGGAUGGUCGGGGAUUUCUUCCACGAUCCGAACCGGGAGCACUACUCGAGCGUAGUGGACAUGCUGGGGCGUCUCAAGCUGCUGGAUCAAGCGCGGGAGCUGAUCGAUACCAUGCCUUUCGUCCCGGACGCGGUGGCGUGGACGGCCUUGCUGACGGCGUGUAAGCAGCACAGUGACACUCAGGGGAGCUUGCGAGCCGCGGAGAUGGUCUCGCGCCUGGCGCCCAGGAGUGGAUCGUCCUACGUCUUGCUCUCCAACGCAUUCGCGAGUGGAAUCGCUAGCCGCGGGGAGCUGGUUUCCAAGAUUGAUGAUCACGACCCGCUGGAAGCAUUCGAUUGUUCUUGA
This is a messenger RNA of Selaginella moellendorffii, 2253 nucleotides long. Its product is annotated as pentatricopeptide repeat-containing protein At1g62260, mitochondrial-like. Gene Ontology annotation, biological process: RNA modification. The transcript is spliced from 2 exons. The record is from RefSeq and is a predicted model, not a curated record. Bases 1 to 2253 code for a protein of 750 amino acids. Lineage: Eukaryota; Viridiplantae; Streptophyta; Lycopodiopsida; Selaginellales; Selaginellaceae. Gene Ontology annotation, molecular function: protein binding; RNA binding.